Trametes versicolor FP-101664 SS1 is the source of this 453-nucleotide messenger RNA. RefSeq lists its product as uncharacterized. NCBI's taxonomy places the organism in Eukaryota, Fungi, Basidiomycota, Agaricomycetes, Polyporales, Polyporaceae. The transcript is spliced from 4 exons. The coding region runs from base 1 to 453 and encodes 150 amino acids. The record is from RefSeq and is a predicted model, not a curated record.
AUGCGCUUCUUCGCAAUUGCACUCGCUUUCUUCGCCGGGUCCAUGGUCCACGCUGCGCCCGCCAGCGAGAUCGUCACCCGUCAGGUCGGCGACCUGCAGUGCAACCUCGACCGUCUGAGCAUCGUCGCCGCGCUCGCCGCCACCCAAGGCACGCUGAAGACGCUGUCCCAGCAGGUGGCCUCUGACACCACGGCCACUGCGGGCGUCCAGUCGGCCGAGAGCGCCAUCACCGGGGCUCAGGGUGCCAUCGGGGUCAUCGCCAAGGCUCUGGUGACCGGCCAGACUGCCCCCGCCUCGGCCCGCCAGGAGGUUCAGGGCAACCUGACCGCUGCCCACGACGCGCUGACGAGCCUUUCUACGAACGGUGAAUCCGGGGCGACCCUCAAGGUGGCUUUGGCCGAGCUCGCCCUUGCUCAGGCUUCCGGCAACGGCGUUGUGAGCAACUGCAAGUAG